Molecule: messenger RNA, 1918 nt
Organism: Rhipicephalus sanguineus (brown dog tick)
Lineage: Eukaryota; Metazoa; Arthropoda; Arachnida; Ixodida; Ixodidae
Product: myosin-VIIa-like
Exons: 8
Coding region: 106-915 (269 amino acids)
Cellular component (GO): cytoskeleton
Source: RefSeq, a predicted model, not a curated record
UCUCUCUUUUUGCCGCGUGUCUUUUCAAUGUACGUUUGCUCAGAACAGUGGGAACAGUAAAAACAUUUUUGUUGAAUCAUUUUUUGUUAAUCCAGUACAUGUACUAUGUUCAUUCCUCCAUCAGUCAUCAGUGUACCAGAAGGGGACUUCUUUUUCGACUUCGUCCGGCAUCUUACUGACUGGAUUCGCAAGGCCAGGCCAACGAGAGAUGGAUCUAUACCUCAGUUCACGUACCAAGUGUUCUUCAUGAAGAAGCUCUGGACGAACACCAUACCUGGGAAGGACAAGAAUGCAGACAUCAUCUUCCACUUUCACCAGGAACUGCCCAAGUUGCUUCGUGGCUACCACAAGUGCACUAAGGAAGAGGCAGCCAAACUCGCUGCCCUUAUAUACAGGGUUCGAUUUGGGGAGAGCAAGGUGGAACUGCAGGCUGUCCCGUCCAUGCUCAGAGAGCUUGUUCCUGCAGACAUGAUCAAGGCACAGAGUGCCAAUGACUGGAAGAGGGCUAUCGUAGCUGCUUAUAACCAGGAUGCUGGAACGUCGCAAGAAGACGCCAAGAUUAUGUUCUUGAAAAUCAUCUACAAAUGGCCAACAUUUGGCUCAGCAUUCUUUGAAGUCAAGCAAACUACGGAGCCAACAUACCCAGAGCAGCUGUUGAUUGCCAUUAACAAGCAGGGAGUGAGUUUGAUUCAUCCAGUUUCCAAGGAUAUCCUAGUCACCCACCCAUUCACGCGCAUCUCCAAUUGGAGCAGCGGGAACACUUACUUCCACAUGACCAUUGGCAACCUGGUGCGCGGCAACAAGCUGCUAUGCGAGACACCCCUUGGCUACAAAAUGGAUGACUUACUGACUUCAUACAUCAGCCUGCUGCUGACAAACAUGAACAAACAAAGGACUCUGCGAGUGAAGCAGUGAAAUGCAAGCUGGCACGCCGUCCAAUGUAAUAGCAGCUUUUGUCGCCAAGCUGUUCAUAUGCUGCCAUGGGAAUAUCGUUCUGCAAUUUUUAUACGCGUGCGCAUUGAAAUGCCAGCACGCACGACAACAGUUUAACAGAGGGUCAGGGUUUUCACUCAUGCAAAACUUGACGGCAGUUUGCGCAUCUUUUAUCACCUUGUGCCUGCUGUUAUGUCUGUCGAAACAGCGUUUCACUCCAAGAGGCUGCUAAGUGUGAUGUCCGUCCAUGCAGGUGCGCUGAGCAUGGCUCAGUUUGUCACCCUUAAGCAAGCGACACAAGUAUGUUAGUGUUUACUUGUCAAUACUAUACGCAUAAGACUGAGUGGGAAGUGCAGCCCUUCUCCUUUCCCCUCGUCGGUCCAGUACUGUUAAUGAGAGUCUACACAAGGCAGCGGCACAUGUGAAGAUGAACUUCGGUUUUCACCACUUACACACACCUUACAGUAUGCAGGGUUCUGUUGUUUUUUUUCUUAUCUUCCUUCUCAUUCACUUUACGUUGAAGCCUUGGAAAGGCAGUCAUUCUUGACCUGACAGCCUGUCGAUAUUCUUUUUGUUUGUAUGAAAACGUGAUGACAUUUUAUUUAUCUCUUAUGUAGGACCCAACUCCACUCAUGACAUUUUUUUGUGAUUGUUCGCGGUGUAAGAAUUCGUUGCAGGCAAGUUGCAACUUUUUCUUCUUGACAGUGUGAAAAAUCAAAAAUUCGCAGCCAAGCUGCUCUUUUUUUUCUUAUUUUUUUAUUUCGUUUUUGACAUGUACUUCUCAGAGUUGUGAACAUAGAUAGAAGGCAGCAGAGAGCCUGUGUGCUCUCACUUGUGGCAGCCAAUAUUUCCACUGUACAAAAUAUACUGCGACGAACAUCUCUGCAGCACAUUCCAGCGUGGAGGGUGUGGUAACGUCAAGUAAUCGCAAACUUCUGUAAAUGAAUGAACGUACAUUCCAGACAAUAAAAGCAAGAAUAACAGA